CUGGCUUCUUUCUUGUGAUGCGGAACUCAUUAAUUCUCAUGUUGAGUGAUGUUCUACUGCUUUUUGGAGCCGUCACUGUCAGACCCGUAGUGGCGAACAUGGAGAACUUCACCCUUUGCACUAAGAGAACUGAGGAUGUCUCACACCCGGAUCCAUCAGGCUCCCCACAUCCAUGUUCACCAGACACUCCAUCAGAGGCUGACAGACACGAACUGCUAUAUGACAUCCUGAGGCUACCCACAACACAAUUCCAGGAGCUCUGUUGUGGAAUGCGCAACAAUAUGACAGCAGAGGAGCUUGCACAGAUGUUUGCCUCGUGGACUGAAGACAGAGUCAGAAAGAACAUUUUUGAAACCAUGGCGGAACUUGAGGAAAGGAAAAACAUCCUCUCUUCCAGCUAUCAUGAACGAAUCCAGCAUAAUAAAGAGGAGAUGACUGAGGAACUUCCUGAAGUCCAGCUGGCCCCAGUGACAAAAGAGAUCUUUGGCACAGUUCUGGACUCUUUGCAGGGGUCCUCAUCUGACCUAACCAAGGUUGCAAGUAAACAGCAAUUCGUUAGUUACCUUAGUGGGAUGGUACACAAAAUUAAGGCUUUCCCAAAACGCUUGAAGCCAUCGCGUAAGGUCUCCAAAGAGCUGAGCAUCACACCAGAUGUGUGCAAAACACUCUCUGACCUUCUAGCCCCGCCUGACACAGAAGGUGGCGUAAAAUCCACCCAGUCUACCACUAGUCUCCAUAGCGACGUGGAUCGACUCUGUGCCGAGGAUGACUUCAAUAGAGCUUCAGAGAAUGUCAAUAACAUCCUUUUUACAACGCCAGUUUCUUCUUCAAGCCAAGAUGACAUCACUCAGGCUUUACAGCCUGACGCCAGUUCCCUCUCAGUGUCAUCCGGGAUUUCCGUGCACGACGAUGCUCGUGGAAUUGUUACCACUAUUGUGACCGACUUGGAGCAUCUUUAUGAGGGCAUGGAGCCAAAAGAAAUCGAGAUGCUGCAAAACCAGGAGGAGCCCAUCGGGGAAUGUCACACCACUGAAAAAACAUUUAACAACAAAGUUUACAAUGUCCUGUGCCGCACUCAAAUAAAACUCAGAAUGUUCUUCACCGUGCAUCACUCACAAGACAUCGUAACAGACUCGGACAUGGACCUGCCGACCGAGGACCCUUCUCUUGCAGACACUCAAGAGGCUGCCUCCCUGGCAGAAACUGGAGAUGGUCCUGAUCCUGGUCCUUCUGAUGGAGAAGUACCUAAAGAUGAAUGGGCUGAACUUGGUGAUGGUGUUAUUGAAACAAUUGCAGAGACUUCCCCAACCUCAGAGAUACCAGUUGUGGUGAUAUCUGACAGUAACAAGCGCAGCAUUGGGGGAAAAAUUAAGAAUAUCUUUGCCAAACAGCCAAAGAGCUUGAAUGAUGCCCCAGUACUGCUUGUAGACACCCAAGAGGCAGCCUCCCUGGCAGAAACUGGAGAUGGUCCAGAUACUGUAUCACUGGCCUCUGAGACACAUGGACAGCAAGCCAUGAUGACCUCGUCUCAAACUUGUUUCAAGGAUGAACCUAAAGAUGAAUGGGCUGAACUUGGUGAUGGUGUUAUUGAAACAAUUGCAGAGACUUCCCCAACCUCAGAGACACCAGCUGUGGUGAUAUCUAACAAUAACAGGCGCAGCAUUGGCAACAAAAUUAAAAAUAUCUUUGUCAAGCAUCCAAAGAGCUUGAAUGAUGCCCCAGUACUGCUUGUAGACACCCAAGAGGCAGCUUCACUGGCAGAAACUGGAGAUGGUCCAGAUACUGUAUCACUGGCCUCUGAGACACAUGGACAGCAAGCCAUGACCUCAUUGUCUCAAACUUGUGUCAUGUGCGACAGUGUCAUGGAACCAACUGCAGAAACUGGCCAUGUGUGUCAGGCAUCUCCAGUCUUGCACACGAUUGGCAAUAAAUUCAAAAAUCUAUUUCACAAAAAAACAACGAACUUGAAGGAAUUCCCUACAGUGCCGGUAGAUACCCAGGAGGCAGUUUCCGCCUUGGCAGAGACAGGAGAGGACAGCAGUGGUCUUGAUGCUAUCUUACUAGCAUCUGAGACACAUGGACAGCAAUCCAUGGCCUCAUCGUCUCAGACUUGUCUCCAGGAUGACCACCUCACGGUCCCCGCUGACAGAGAAGAAACCGAGAGUCAAUGUUCUGCUAUCUCUGAACCCCCAGCUGCCAUGACAACAGCUGAAAACGAUGGCAACAAACGGGGCAUUGGGAGGAAAUUAAAAACCCUCUUUACCAGACAGCCAAAGAACUUGAGCGAAGGCCCCAAAGUACCAAUAAUCUCCCAGGAGCCAAUUCCCUCUCUUGAGGAGACUGUAGCUGACAGCAGCACACCUGAAGUCGUACUACAGGCCUUUGAGGCCUACGCGCCCGCUGAAGAGUCUGCUCCUCUGUCUGAGGAUGUUUAUGUGUGCGAUGGACCUGCAACACCCUCCUUAAGCCCAGAGGAAGAGCUUGCAUCGGGCACGGUCAGCUCCAACAACAAAGAUAAACGCCUCAGCAUUGGUACGAAACUGAAAAAUGUUUUCACAAAACAGCCUAAGUCACCACAGGGUAGCCAGGCAAUGCCAGCAAACACCCAGGAAGCGCUUUCCACAGACAGAAACAUGCUGAGGACCUGUACCAGGUGUUACAGUGACAGCAACCUUCCUGGUGCAGCUGUACCUGAGGAAUUUUCCAAUGUCGCUGAGGCAACAGCAGCCUUGAAGGAGACGAUUGAGAGAGUACGCACUGGUCUGGACGACCCAGCCACGGCAACAGCAAAGAUCGAACUCCUGAUGUCACGCGGAGUCCUCCGUCCAUUCGUCAGACCCAUGGUGGACAGCGUGUUCAAUUACAUGAGCGCCACCAGUGGCUCACCAGCCUCUAGCGCCCCCGGCAGGUUCGCCUCUGAAACCACCAUUCAGAAGACACAGAUGAACGGCGAGCAGAGAAGGGUGCUUGUUUGGGAUGAAAACAACGAACUUGCUGUCGCUUUUGCAAGGAGGGCCGUGCGCGGCGUCCUCGUGCAGGUGCUGGGGAUCCUUGUCCCAUUGUCGGAGGAAGCUGCUCCUUCUGAAAGUCAUGGGAUGGACAUGGUCACCAACAUUAUGACCAAAGAGGUCAUCAGCAAAGUGUCAACCAGCUCCAGUAGCACAGUGUCAACCAGCUCCAGUGACUCUGUUGAGGAUGACAGCUGGUGUUGUGGGCACUGGCAGAAAUGACAUGGACACAGAUGACCUCUCCUCAGAAAACUCCUGUUUCUCUGGUGUGUGCAAGAAUUUCACCAAGGUCUUCACCAGGUCCAACAUAAGUGAGGACUGAGAUCAGUUCUCUUCGCUUCUUCAAACACAAAAAGAAUUUACACUUUUACACACACACACACACACACACACACACACACACAAUUUCAUACGGCCUCUAUUAGCCACAGGAAAUGCUUUUGGAGAGUCUCCACUCCCUACUGGGAGAAAAGGGCACUUAAUGCUGUUCUACACUCUGUACGGCAUCUGUCUUCACUUGUGCGCCCACACAUAUAGACACACACACACACAAAAACAAAAACAAAAA
Messenger RNA from Clupea harengus (Atlantic herring), 3576 nucleotides. RefSeq lists its product as uncharacterized. The record is from RefSeq and is a predicted model, not a curated record. NCBI's taxonomy places the organism in Eukaryota, Metazoa, Chordata, Actinopteri, Clupeiformes, Clupeidae.